Procambarus clarkii (red swamp crayfish) is the source of this 4802-nucleotide messenger RNA. Lineage: Eukaryota; Metazoa; Arthropoda; Malacostraca; Decapoda; Cambaridae. The record is from RefSeq and is a predicted model, not a curated record.
UCUUAUCUACUUAAAUUCUCCAACUCUACUUGGCAUUUCAUUUAUUUAUCGUUUAAAUGUAGUUAAGUGUAAUGUAAGGGACCGAUUCGGACAAAGUGUGCCGAGCGUUCCAUCAGGGCUAAAAUGGUGCUCCUGUCUACUCACGCUCGUUUUCUCUGGUUUCGAGGCGUGCGGAGAUUUCGUCAUCAUUUUUUAAGUCUGCAGAGCUCCUAGUCGUGUGCCUUUAAAAACAAAAUACAAUAAUAAUAAUAUAUUAUUCGGAUAAAUCUGUUGACGAAACAGAUCCUGAUCUUUAGCAUUUUGCACUAGUUAGGGUAAGAGCAAGCCAAGAAUGACAGCAGGCGUUCGAACAUAGCCGUCAGCUCUCAUCAGCUGACCAGGUAAACAAACACAUGCGGGGCGACGCAAGGCUGCGGGUGGCGGCGGUCUGGAAACAAACUGUCAGGAGGUGGUGUGUGGAGGGCGGGUCUGCGGCCAGCGUCACCAGACUCCUCCCGAAGGGUUAUGACAUCACUGAGGAGCCUCACCCUCCAGAGGGCGGACCCAUCGUGGUAGGGAUCAGCUGGAUGAUCAAGAAUGUCUACGAGGUCAACUUUCGUGAGAUGUCCGUGGUGCUGUCUAUGUACUUCCGGAUGUCGUGGGCGGAGCCGCGGCUCGUGGGCGUGCCGCAGGAGGGUGAGGGCGCGGGGGAGAGCGGCAUGAUGCCUCUCCACUCCGACCUGACCAAGCACGCCUGGACGCCCGACCUGUACUUCCACGAGGCGCAGGACAUCAAGUCCUUCAAGAUGAUCGAGGAGGUGCAAGGGGUCUACCUCCGCCCCCCCAACACCUUCUUCUUCUCCACCCUGCUGCAGGUCCGACUGGCUUGUCCCAUGUACUUCUCCAGCUACCCCUUCGACGUCCAGGUCUGCCCCAUGACCGUCACCUCUUACAAGUUCGACGAGGACUCGCUCCAGCUGGAGUGGAUGCCGGAGUUGGUGUCGGCGGACCUCGGGGUCGACGACCAAAUGCCCAACUACGCGUUCAGUGUGGAGUGGACGAACGUGACGACCAAGUACUGGUGCAACAACUGCUCCUUCGCACCGUCGUCGAUGGGGCAGGCGCGGAUUGUGCUGGUACGGCGGUACGCCCUGCACGUGCUGAGCGUCUACGUGCCCUCGGCCCUGUUCGUGGCGGUGGCGUGGGCGUCCUUCUUCUGGCCCCCGGACGUCAUCCCUGGACGCACCGUCCUCAUCAUCACCUCCCUCCUCACCGUCAUCUCCAUGUACGCCGCCAUCGGGAUUCAGAAGAGAGAGAAGGAAGGCAAAGUGAGCGAGGUGUCGCCCAAGAACAUCUCGGUGAUGUGCAGCCACUGCCUGACGGAGGAGGUCCCGGCCACCACAGCGACGCCCUCGUCAGCCGGGCCCAACUCGCAGGGCCCCGCUGCCAUGUACGCGAAGGGCCCGCGCCGGCCGCCGCCCCACGCCCUGGUGCUGCAGGUGUGGUGGGUGGAGUGGGCGGGCAGGCUGGGCGUCCCCAUCAUCUUCUUGUUCUGUAACAUCGUCUACUGGUCCAUCUACCUGUCCUGAGCCCGGACACCCGCCCUCUCUACUCGCGCCUCAAGGCUUUCCCCGUGACCUCUGUUGCCUCCCAGUGUCAGCUGUGACCUCCCGGUGUCAGCUGUGACCGUUCACUGUCAGCUGUGACACCUUCGGCGUCAAAUCUGAUCUUGCACUUAUAUUAGUGCGUCGUUUUCGUUAUUCUCUACAAGAAGUUUCCCACCUCUUCUUAGAGACCUGUUCUAGAGCAACCGGCCCCGAGUUGACGUGUCUAACCGUCUAUAACUAAUACAACUUAGUGUUUAAAUCUUGCUCUCAGACGAUAGUUGAGUCGUUGAUUGUGCUAACUCUGAGAGCAGUUCAAACUUGGUUGAUGUUUUCUUAAUAUAGUUAGAGUGAGUGUCCGAGCAUACUAAGGCCCAUGUCCUCAGGUGAGCGGAGGAGAGGAAAAGUGAUGAUAGUGAUCAUAAUGAUCAGUGAGCAUAAUGAUCAGUGAUCAUAAUGAUCAGUGAACAGAGUCAUAGAUCACCUGGUUGUCGUGUGCUCCAGCGGUCCCUUGCCUUAAUAGACACGACUCGUUACUCACACAACACUGGACUUGUCUUAAUUACACCACCAGAUUUGGGUAUUUCAGAACAUGAGAUUUACGUUGAUCAGAACACUAUAUUUACGUUUGGUCCAACUGCUUGACAAGACGAGUCCAAAUAAAGCAAGAACACACACACAGGAGACAGCUGCAAUAAAGCAAGAACACAUGGGAGACGUCUUCAAUAAAGCUGGGCAACACCUUUGGGGUAUAAAACAAAUUUAACCCCGCGCCCCGCGUUCAUUUCCUAUAGGAGCUCAAGUUAAUGAUGCGCUUAGAUCCUUUAGACUCCUGGCACGCUAAGAUUGUCGUACCUGCACGACAACAAUUUUGCGUAAUGUUUUAUGAAUAUACUUUGGAAUUUGUAAAUAUUUGGGUAUAGUCGAUUGGCAAGACCUACCUGGCGAUGCGGUUAUCUUGCGAGGAUUUCGGGGCUCAACGUCCUCGCGUCCCGGUCCUCGACCAGGCCUCCCGAGACCUGCUGUGAGAAGCACAAGCUUUCUGUUCCCUGUAGCAGUGAGUCGCCCAGGGGAGGAGGGGGAGCGUGUCGCCCCUCAGGAGGGCUCGGCUGGCUCCUGGCAGCUCACCAUAAUUGUGCCUAUUUUGGUGCGUAAAUUGCGAGCGCUAAUGGAGGUGUUAUAGUUGACCUUUCCGCGCCUCGUGCGUAUGAACCGGGACCUCUGCUGUACCCUCCGUAUGAACCGGGACCUCUGCUGUACCCUCCGUAUGAACCGGGACCUCUUCUGUGGCCUCCGUAUGAACCGGGACCUCUGCUGUACCCUCCGUAUGAACCGGGACCUCUGCUGUACCCUCCGUAUGAACCGGGACCUCUUCUGUGGCCUCCGUAUGAACCGGGACCUCUGCUGUACCCUCCGUAUGAACCGGGACCUCUGCUGUACCCUCCGUAUGAACCGGGACCUCUGCUGUACCCUCCGUAUGAACCGGGACCUCUGCUGUACCCUCCGUAUGAACCGGGACCUCUUCUGUAGCCUCCGUAUGAACCGGGACCUCUGCUGUACCCUCCGUAUGAACCGAGACCUCUGUUGUGCCCUCCGUAUGAACCGGGACCUCUGCUGUACCCUCCGUAUGAACCGGGACCUCUGCUGUACCCUCCGUAUGAACCGGGACCUCUUCUGUAGCCUCCGUAUGAACCGGGACCUCUGCUGUACCCUCCGUAUGAACCGGGACCUCUGCUGUGCCCUCCGUAUGAACCGGGACCUCUGCUGUACCCUCCGUAUGAACCGGGACCUCUGCUGUACCCUUCGUAUGAACCGGGACCUCUGCUGUACCCUCCAUAUGAACCGGGACUUCUGCUGUGCCCUCCGUAUGAACUGGGACCUCUGCUGUACCCUCCGUAUGAACCGGGACCUCUGCUGUACCCUCCGUAUGAACCGGGACCUCUGCUGUACCCUCCGUAUGAACCAGGACUUCUGCUGUGCCCUCCGUAUGAACCGGGACCUCUGCUGUGCCCUCCAUAUGAACCGGGACCUCUUCUGUACCCCUCGGUAUGAACCAGGUCCUCUGCUGUACCCCUCCGCAUGAACCAGGACCUCUUCUGUAGCCUCCGUAUGAACCGGGACCUCUGCUGUACCCUCCGUAUGAACCGGGACCUCUUCUGUGCCCUCCGUAUGAACCGGGACCUCUUCUGUACCCCUCUGUAUGAACCGGGACCUCUUCUGUACCCCUCUGUAUGAACCGGAACCUCUGCUGUACCCCUCUGUAUGAACCGGAACCUCUGCUGUACCCCUCUGUAUGAACCGGAACCUCUGCUGUACCCCUCUGUAUGAACCGGAACCUCUGCUGUACCCCUCUGUAUGAACCGGAACCUCUGCUGUACCCUGGCCGUAGACCUGACCUCACUAACCCACCAUUCUCAUCACUGAGCACUGUAACCUGUUCUAUGUAGUUGUUGUAUAAAUGUUCUCUGUACUUAGUGAUAACCUGUUACCUGUAGUUAACCUAUAGGCCUACCUGUUAUAUGUAGUUAAUGUAUAGGCCUACCUGCGGCCUGUAUUUUGUGUAUACUUGUUUACUGUAGGUACUAUACAACUUUGUGUUAUUAGUUUAACUGUUUUCUGUAAUCAGUCUGUUAGCUGAUUUCUGUAAUGUAUCUGUAAUUGUCUUUUGUAAUUGUUGUUAAGGUGUUGUGGUUGUUGUAGAUGUUGUGUAGGUCUUUGUUGUAACCAGUCGUUGUUAUUAUAGAUAACUGGAGUAUUAUCCAGUGAUAUUAUUCUAACUGGAUAUUAUUAUGUAUUAUUCAGACCUAAGGGCCGACGGGUCCUUAGGUCUGGUGUGGUCUUGACUAUCUGGUCAAGAUGGUCAACUUUUAACUAAUAUGUCGUCGUAUGUUUUAAGGAAUCGACCAUUUUCGUUAAAAAAUUGCGACGUAUUAAUACAAAUCAAAGCACUGGGUUUAUGAGAGUACACAGCAUGAUGUGUUUACAGUCUUGUUAAGCCACUAACACUCACAGCGUCUCGGGCAGGUCCUUAAGCUUAUAGGUAAUAUUAAAUAGGUAAUUUCUAGCAAAAUUUAUAAAAUGUUAACAGGUACAUUGUAAGAAAAUUUGACAAAGAUAAGUAGGCACUUUAAAAUACAUUAAGGCACACAUAAAGCCUGGAUGACACGUUCUGAAGCUCUUGGAUAUAUCAUUGCUUAACUCUGGGCUGAAAUAUAUAUA